AUGGAGCACGCUCGUCCGCCUCCAGAGCUCUGUUUGGGAGGCAACUCCGUCAGCCGGGCUGACGCAUGGAAAAGGUGGAUUACUCAGUUCCACCUUUUUACGAAGGCAUCAGGGAUGCAGAAGGAGGAUAGCGGGGUACAGGACCUGGAGGACGAGUUGAUCAGAGAUCGAAUCGUGUGCGGCAUUCGCGACAAGACACUUCGCGAUCGCAUGCUGCGGCAUGAAGACCUGACUCUCGAUGCUGCUAUUGGCAUCUGUCAGGUCGAAGAGGUGUCGCAGGAGAGCAGCCGAGUGUUGCAAGCGGGGCCAUCUCGCGUGGAUGGCGUGAACGCACGCAUGGUGCGUUUCGGCAGCGGCGGCAGCAGUGGCGCUGGCAGUAGCGCUACCGGAGGGCGCCGCGGCGGACAGCGGAGCUGGCCACAGCGAGAGCACCGGGUCGCAGUCGGCGCUGCUGACGCCGGUGUGCUGCGACGGGGCUUCGCGAAGACGGCUACGUCAUUGCGUUGUCGUCGAUGUGGAGGCGAGUGCAAGCAUGUUGGCGAGUGCCCCGCCAUAGUUUUAGAUGCCACUUCAGGCUUCUGGUCUGUUAAGUUGGACGACGAGAGUACAGAUUUAUGUACAUUCAUAACGCCGUUUGGGCGUUAUCAAUAUUUGAGGUUACCCUUUGGAUUAAAUAGUGCGCCGGAGAUAUUUCAUGCUAAGAUUCGAUGGAGUUUCUUCAGUCUGCUAUGGCUGCUGAUCUUCGUGGUGGUAGCUGAGGAGACACCGCCGGGGCUGGUGGCGACCGAUACUGAACAGGAUUUGAUAGCUGAAGCGUCCCAAACAGGUGCGCAAGCGCAGAAGCGAGAUGCCGGUUUGUCGAAUUCGUACGGCGAGCCUCUGCCGCCUGAUGCCUACGGACCUCCGCAGAAUAUACCAGUUGUUGUGCAAGAACUUCAACCAGCUCCGGUGUAUGGCGUCCCAGAUUUAAACGUAUUCCAAGACCCUCCACCAGGGGCGUAUGGCCCUCCCGCACCAGUCAUCUUCCCCGAUCAGAACUACGCGGGACCCCCACCGCCGUUGGGUAGACCGAAACCACUAUAUGGACCACCGAAAUUCCACGGCCCGAAGCAGCAGUACGGUCCACCUAAGCCAGUGUACGGACCACCGAAGAAAAAUUACGGACCACCCAAGCAAAACUUUCCUAAAUUCCACGGCAUCUCGUUGAAGCCACCUAAAAUCUCGUUCUCGAAGCCUGGAUUCGGUGGUGGACCGAAACCAAUUUACGGACCACCUAAACCUGUGUACGGACCACCUAAAAUCACUUAUGGUACUCCACUGAACGUUCAAAGCAUCCCGGUGCAGAAUAUCCCACUCGCUCCACCUCCACAAACAUUCGGAUCGAGCACAAACUUCGGCCACAUUGGGAUUGGACACGGUGACAUUGGGAUUGGAACUAUUGGGACCCAAUUCGGAAGCCUCGAGGCCAGCGUUGGAACCAGUAUAGGUACUAAUGACUUAAACUUGAAUCUUCCUGCUCCAAUCUAUGGAACGCCUUUACCGAGCUUGCCGCUAGACUUGAAACCAAACUUCCCCAUCCCCGCUGACACGUAUGGUCCACCCGGACAUUCUUUGGGUCCCAUUGGACCGAACGACCAAAUCGUUAUCCAAAACUUUGACAACAUCGGACACUACGGACCUCCCCAACCGGAUCCGAACCCGCAGCCGCCGCACCCAGGAAUACCUGCCCCACCGACACCCCCACACGUUCUAUACGAUGGCUGGAAACCGAUUCCAGGAGUUUCUAAACCGAAUUACGAUAAUUACAAUGUCAACACUCUUCAAUCCAUCGAAAGUCUUUCACAGACAGGAGGAAACAUAGAAAACUUGGAUCAGUACGGACCACCACCACAGAUUCAGGAGGUGAUUAACGUUGAAGGACAAUCGUUGCCCAAUGUUAACCAGAAUGUUCACUUCCACGGACCUCAAGUGAACACCGGAUACUCUAGCGUUCAUCAGGAUGCCCUCGCUAAUAUCGAUUUGAACGCUAUCGUUGGCGGUGAUUCCAACCACAUCGAUCAGUCGAAGACAAUCUACGAAGCUCAUUACACUGAUAAUGGUCAAAACCAAGACUUAAACCUUAUACAGGCCGUACCCGAAAAGCCUGUUGAAGUUUAUUCGUUGCCAUCUGCGGAAGGAGAAUCGAAUGGACACUAUCAGCAGUCAUUCCGGCAGCUGGGCGCUAAAGGAUUAAAUGCUCCGUCAGGCGUUUAUGGUGUCCCACCAGGCAGUCAAUACGGAGCUCCCCCUAAGCCUCUCCCAGCUAAUCUACCGAUACCGUACGGAACCUAUUCUGGCGGUGGUCAUACAGGUGGACCACACCCGCGUCAUCCCGUGAAAUUCCGAGAGUCCGUACCUGAAGGAUUAAUACAACAGAUCGGUCACGUGUCACAUCAUAAGGAUGCCCAUGGUAUCGAUGAAAUUAGCCAACAUCCCGCCUACUUGCCACCACCGAUCCGUGACGUCAAAGACAUUAACCAACAGACUGGCAACCACGGAUAUUCCGUGCAAAUAGAACCAUCGAGCCUUUACAGUUUACCGCAUUCGGGUAACCCGAUAUCGUUCCAAGUACUACAACAACAACCGAGCAACUUAUACGGCUCACCAAUAGACUCAUAUGCUGCUCCUUUGCUAACUGUCGCUGAUCACACAGCCUCUGGAUCUAGCAAUAACGAAAUCGCAGCGACUCUCGAUGGGACUAUACUCGGAAAUCUUUCGAACUUAGAUGCGGCUGCAAUUUUGAAACAUUGUCCAUACCACGAGGCUAUUUUAAAAGCGGCUCAACGGGGUGAGAGAAUCCCCUCAGAUUUAGCUUCAAAAUAUGUAGCAAGUUUGAGAACUUUGGGAUCGACCUUGCAGAAAGGUCAGCAAUCCUCAGCAGUCUCUGUAGAAUUUGGAGCUUCAGUGGCUGGUAGAGAUUCCGGCAAGUACUCCGCUAAAGAUCAGGAUACUGGUUCUCAGACUAUCGUGGAGACGGUACUGCCAAAUCAUAUCGAGAGUGACAAGAACAAAGCGCAAAAGGGUAAAAUGAUAAAGGAUUCUUAUAAGCAUAAUAUUCAACAAGUAACGGAGCAAAUUAAACAAACAUCUGAGAAAAUAAAGGCUGUAAGUGAAACCACGAAGAGCCUUCAACAAAAUAUCGAGAGUGGCAACCAAAUAAUCAAUCAAAACGGUCAAUACCAAUUUGGUCAAGAGAUUCCCGUCAAAGGAAAUUUAGCGUCGUAUUCAAUCCAAAUACAAUCAGCUAACAGCGACGGCAAAUCAAAUACACCCUCUGUUCCCCACAACCAGUUACUCUCUGAAGAUCUAUUGCAAAGCAUUCUCCAAGCAAUAGAGCAGCCGAGAACGAAUCAGGCCCCCAACAAAGUGGAGAUUGAUCAAAGCCAAUCAAAGCUGAACAAUCAACAAUACGUGGUAAGCGAUAGCAAUCCCAGUAACGACCAGUCGUUCGGUAUACCUAACGCUGAUCAAGGAGGAUUAGUCCUUCCAGAGGGAUAUGAACCAGUCGAUAGAUCCAAUAAAGACAACAAGCAGCAAAAAGACCAAGAAACCCAAAGUUCUAAUACUAGUAUCAAACAGUUGCUUCAAGGCGAGGCGAAAAAUAAACAUAAGGAAUUCAGCGACUGCGAUUUAAGGCCAGACAAUUCCAUCACUCAUACAAUAGUAGUUCCAGCACCAGGUAUAGAAACAGUACAAAGAGUCGACGAAGUAGAAGAUAAUGAAGUCGCCAUUUUCUUUGGUGAAGACGCCAAAGACGAUAAAGAUGAAAAAACGCAGGAGACAGUCACAGAAAUAUCAGUAGCCACCAGCAUUAGCGAAAAUUUAGACAAUAGAGAGAAAAAACCCGAGUUUGGGGAGAAAAUUAAAAAAGAUUCAUGAAUCUGCUGUAAAGUAAUACAUUUCUAGUCUUAUUCUUCUGGUGAGCUCAAAGUUUAGAUUUUUUCCAUAAAAGGAUA
Messenger RNA from Aricia agestis (brown argus), 3995 nucleotides. RefSeq lists its product as uncharacterized. Lineage: Eukaryota; Metazoa; Arthropoda; Insecta; Lepidoptera; Lycaenidae. Bases 1 to 3918 code for a protein of 1305 amino acids. The transcript has 7 exons. The record is from RefSeq and is a predicted model, not a curated record.